CGGUUGAUGGUGAUGAUGACGUUAAUGCUGGGACCAGUGCUGGUGCCCGAGGCCCUCCGUGCUCUCGUCGUUGUCGUCGUCUUUUCCGUCGUCGUUUCUCGCUAAAAAUACCGCUAAUUGUCCAACUGGAAUCUCAUGAACCGCGCGGUCGUCGCGCGAAGCGCUCGUCCGUCUCGUAUCGCCGGCGAAAUCGAUUGUUAUCGCGAGUGAAUGUGUUCCUCAAGUGUCCGUGAGCAAUUCACCUCGUCGUUCGUCUAUUGACAACGUCGGUAAUUGGUCAUAGACAUAGAGCAAAGUCGCGCACAAGUGUGUGUAUGUGUGUACGUGCGCAUGCAUGCGCGUCGUGCGUGACACUGCGGUGUGACGCCAAGUGAUUUGCCAACACGAUACAUCGUUUGUGAAGCGGGUGUAACUCACGAAAAGUGUAUGUGCAUAUGUGUUCUAUUUCUGCCUUCCUCUUCAAUAAAGUGCGGUAUAAUUUGUUAAUUAAGUUUCGCCUGAGAGUGCCGCGUAAUGUGAUACGUGUUGUGACUUAUAUGCGAGAGGAAGAUGACGUCUUUGGUGCAGAGGGACUCUACCGAUGGCGGGGCGCAGAAGAAGAGGGAAUCUAUCAGCAGCAACGCAUCCAGUUACUUAUUGCUACUUAACUCUUUGGCGACCGAUUUGGACUGCAUGCUGAGUGAGCUGUGCACAACGCCUGAUUCCUACGACCGGUUACACGUGCGAGGAAAGAGUGAGAUCGCGGAAGCAGACUGUGGGCUUGUUUUUGGCGACGUAAUCAUCGAUUCAAUGGAUACCAAGCGAGAGAGGUUUAUCCCAGCAUGGAAACAUCCUUCGGGCCAUGGUCGGACUCGGAGCGAUGUCUUCCUGGAACCGUAUCUGCAGCAGCACGGAACCGUUCAGGUCGUCAACUCGCCGAGCACGCCGCCGCCGAAUCCGCUGCAGCACCGUCAACUUGCGCAGCUACAUCAUGUACAGAGCGAAGAAUCGCUCUCGUCGGAAGGGUCGGCCACCUCGGGAGGAUCUUCGGCGUCCACGGAAGAUUCUGGCAGCGAGGUGGCCUGCGACAUCACGCUGAUUGAGAGGCUCAUCCGCUCUCACCCGAUCUGGUUCCUUCCGGGCAUCCAGAGGGCCGGCGCCUUUCACUUGUUGCAAGGCAAGGAGGAAGGGAACUUCGUGGUGCGACAGUCAAGCCAAAGCGACACAAUGGCGCUCUCCGUGAGACUGCCAGCCGGCAAAGGGCCUUACAUCGAGCACUACCUGAUCCAGGCGAAUAAGGGGAAACUGAGUUUGGAGACCAGCGAGAACAGGUUCGACAACAUACCCUCGCUGAUCGCCCAUUACUCGCAAUGCUGUGACGAGUUGCCAGUGCAACUGACGUUGCCGCGGGCGAUGCGGGAAGCGAAGAACAGGCAGCAACUGUCGUCGCUCGCGUUGCUGGGCCAGGAGUUUUGGCGCUAUCCCAUGGCGAAUCCGAAACCACCUGCAGAAAGCAGCAGCAGCAACACGUCCAGUCUCAGCAGUUUCCACGGCGGUAACAAUAACCAUCAUCACAGCAACAACAACAAUAACGCCGACACACCGACUACGGAGAGCAUAGUGCUGAAUCUCGCGCCGAUAUCAUCCCACGAUACGCGCACAUCGUCACCGACCACCAACACUAUGACGACCUCGACGUUCGUCGCGUCGUCGUUGCUACGUCAACCACGACCCACUCCGCCCAACACCCUGAACCUAACGACCUUCAACGAGCCGUUGGACACGCGGAGGGAGCAACGUGUACCAUCGUCGCCGUCGGACAAGUUGUCGCAGCAGCUAAUCUCACCGAAUCUGGUGCAGAGCGUACGGUGCCCGUCGCCAGUGGUGCACAACGUAGAGAAUAACGUGCUGAGCCCGGCGCAGGACUCGAAGAGCGGUAGCUUCGACACCCUGAAGAACGGCACAGAGUUCGCCGGCAGGAGCGGCAGCAAGACCUUCUCCAGCACGUCCACGUCGACCAUGAGCGUGCAUCACCUCCAUCAUCAUCAUCAGAGCCAAAGCCUGUCGUGCACGACGUCGCCCGUGUUGCCGCCCGACAUCAGGAACGUCGUCGCCGAAAAUCAUCAGGGCGCAACGCAGUGUGUGAAGACGCCGCCGCCGCCACCGCCGAGGUGGGCGAAGCCGGGCUUCAGUCAGAGCCAGAGUAACUUCACAGUGACCACCACGGUGACGUUCAACGUGAACCAGACAACCAAUGACGUGAACACCUCGCAGCAAAACACGCCAUCGGAUCCCAAUACGUCGCUCUUGAGCCCGCAGAGCGCGACCUCCUGCAAGUCGCUGACAUCUAGUUUCUCUGGGAUCAAGUCACCGCUCUCACCCACGACCCCAGUUUUGUCACCCACGUCCAAGCUAGUACCAAACCCACUGAACGCCAGCGGUCUAAAGACAUCCAAUGUCCUCUCGCCGAACACACCCAACUCCAGCACUAGCAAGUCGAAGAGACGUCGCGAUCGCGAGAACCGCAAGAACUCGCAGCACUACCAGGAGUCGGAUAUCCUGGACUCGUAUUAUCGCAGCUCGCCGGCUGAUAAGAUCUCCGACUAUGAGGACAUCUGGAACACGACAGAUCAGUCGAACCAUUCGACCUGGUCGCCCAACGAGAACACCAAGUCCUCGUCGUCCAAAGACAACAACAGGAUCGCUUGUACCCCGUUGGACCGUCUGAGGAGCUCGAACGACCGACUGAUGACGGCGCACGAGAGGAUCGUGAGCCCCGGCGAGAGGAGCUUGAACGAUCGUCUGCCAGGCGAGCAAAUGCAAGUCCUGAGGAACGACAGGUUCAUCCUAAGGAGCGACAAGCUGAGCUACAAGGAGACGACUAGUCCGGAGCUCAGCAGUUUCAAGCCCGCGCCGGAGCUGAAAAGUCCCGCCGAUCAAGGCUCGCCUGAAGAGACCGGCAUGGGGAAGCGGCCCGAUCUGCUAUCCAGAGUUUGCAGUGCUAAUUCGUUGAACAGCCCGAGCACGGUGACGCCGCCACGGAACAAACUGGGCCUGGUGCUAGGCGCCAAGUCAGAGAGCAAUAGUCCGCAGACACCUGAGUCUAAGCAGAGUAGUCCGUUCUAUGCGGAACCGGCGGACGCGAUCGUCACCUCGCAAGGUGCCGCUAUAAUUCCGCGAAGGAGAACGCCAAGAGGAAAUCCAGCGACGAACAAAUACAGACACAGCGAGCCCGGUUGGCUGCAAACGCCGACUGGGAACAACGGGAACCAGCUGCUGCAUCCGAUCGACUGGGAAGAGCCCGAGGAGACAGAAGACAAAACUCCGCUGAUCUCAUCGUCGGUCGACAACCUGGCGAAGCGCCUCCACGGCGCCAGAGAGACGAAGAAGAUACCGCGAGCGAAACCCGUGCAGCCACCCAAGAUCAGGACGAAGGUCUUCAACGACACCUCGUGGGCGGUGGACUCCAGCUGGGAAUUUAUAGGUAACGACACAGAAGACUGCGAGCCAGACUACGACUGUGAUGCUGACUACGAGGGCGACAACACAAUCGCGAGAAAGUUCCCGGACGAGGAGUGCAAUAACAAGGACAUUGUUGGGAACACUUUGACCGUUCAAAGUAUCAUCCUGCAACGGUACCCGGAACUGCUGAAGCCGCCGGACAAUACAUGUGAGACGCUGUACAGCGACCGGAACUCGUCCUACGAUAACGUGGAGAAACGCAACGUGGAGCGCGAGGACACGCUAUCAGAGGAGUACUCGCGGAAGGAUCGCACGUACGACCCUUCCGAGUGGGAGACCAUGCUGGACACAGACGAGAGUGACGUGGAGAGGAUCAAGAGGAACAAGAGCUUCAAGGAGCGACUCGACCCGCUUUUGUCACCUCCGCGACUGCAAGCAUUGAGGAAUCGCGACGCAGGCGGCACCGGCUUCACCAUCAGGGCUUACGCACUGCGGUUGGCUGCCGAUAAGGCGACGACGUUCUCGCAGAAUAUCGACAACUUCAUUCAAUGCACGAAAGAAGGCAAGGAAGCCAGUCCGCACGUGGUGACGCGCAACAUGCGACAGUUUAUGUCGGGCAUGAAGAACUACCUGGUGAACGGCGAGCCCGAGUUCGAGCGUGAGGUGGAGAAGGUGCGGCUGAAACUGCGACCAAACGAGUUCCUCAAUAUCGACGCGAUCCUUGAGGAGGUGAUGAUGGGUCUGGUGGUAACUCCGUUGCGGGAGCACGUCUACAAAUUGUUCAUCGAGCACUAUGCCGCCACCGGGUCUCUGCAAACCCUCGCUGAGAACAUCCAGCAUGCCUACGGCAAGCACAUGCACGAGCUCGGCGUUCGACCUAAGAUUAUACCUCCUUCGGAAGACAAUCUGGAUCGCAUUCUCAAGUGCAUCGAACGACUGCAGAAGGUCGAUUCGCCAUUGGACAAGCUGGAGAAUCUGUUAGCGGCGAUCUCGGCCCUCUUCAACUCUGUGAAGCAGGCAAACUCGGGUCGUCAUGUAACAUUAGGCGCCGAUGAUCUCCUGCCGAUGGUCGUCUGGGUGCUGGUGCGCGGUAAGAUGGUGGAUGCGGAAGUUGAAGCCGAAUAUAUGUGGGGUCUUCUGCAUCCCUCACUGUUGACGGGCGAAGGUGGAUAUUACCUGACGACGUGGUCGAGCGCUGUACAUGUCCUCAAGACCUUCAAGUCGAGUCAGAACACUAUGUCGACGUUGAACGGUUACGGAACGCCGGAUUGCUCGUCUGUACUGCGAAUUUUAGUGCCCGACGAGUUGCACGGCUCCCUGAAUACCAGGACGUUGCCGGUGCGACCUAACAUGAACACCCGGGAGAUCUGUCGCAUCCUCGCGCAUAAAAUAAGGUGCACCAAUCCUCAGGAUUACGGGCUGUUCAAAUUGGUGGAAGGGGAAGAAACUUUACUCGGGGAUCACGAGUGCCCGCAGGAACUCUCCCAUUGCCUUUUCGCCUACAAGCGGAUCGACGCGAAGAUAGCGUGGCCCAAGACCAGUUCUUAAGAUCGCAAGAAUAUCCUCAUCCAUCAGUUCAUAACUUCACCGAGAAUACGUCGUCAUAAAUCAGCACCUAUCGCCUUCUUAGAAAUGUAAUCUCGCACAUCUAGCUCAUCGGAAGGCGCAAUGUUUCUUCGCUCACUGUUUCUCUACAGGUGUAUCUAUCAACUUCUUCCAACGUGCAUAAAAAGGUUUCUUCGAAGCUUGCUGUAUGAAUAGUAUUUGGAUUCGCGCGAUGUCGAGAGGGCGUAAGUUGAAAAUCCUGCUGCCUCUUCAUUUUAUAUUUUCUUAUUUUUUUGUAUGACCCUCUAGACUUUUUAUAAACAUUCUAACUUUCUCAAAAAUUUAUUUAGAUUUUUUAAUCCCAAUUUUUAGAAUGUAUU
Molecule: messenger RNA, 5366 nt
Organism: Harpegnathos saltator (Jerdon's jumping ant)
Lineage: Eukaryota; Metazoa; Arthropoda; Insecta; Hymenoptera; Formicidae
Gene: spri
Product: Src homology 2 domain-containing protein sprint
Exons: 20
Coding region: 550-4989 (1479 amino acids)
Biological process (GO): signal transduction; vesicle-mediated transport
Cellular component (GO): endocytic vesicle; cytosol
Molecular function (GO): guanyl-nucleotide exchange factor activity; small GTPase binding
Source: RefSeq, a predicted model, not a curated record